AUGUCAGCUCCAACCUCCCAGCCAUGUUGCUCUGCACGAAGGACCACCACCACAGCACCUGAUCAUGAAUCUGAGCCAGAUAGCGCACCAUCACCUGUCAAGUCACCCAAACCCAAGAAAGGUCAGAAACGAUUCCAAUCCAAUGCAGAUGAGGGGGCAAGCAAGCGAAAAAAGAAGGACAACAACAACACCAACACCAACACUGACAACGAAGCCAUUGACAACACCACUGGUGGUGAUGACAUGUCUGGGGAGCUGGGCAGAGCAGCACGAGGGAGAGGGCGAGGUGGAAAGGCUAAGGCUGCUCCAUCACGAGGAAAAGGUGGAAAGAGGGGAGGAAAGGGGAAAACCAGUGUUGAGAAGAAAUUGGAGGAGGAGGGGACUACUGUUGCACCUCCAGAGCAUCAUGCUCAGUCCCUUACCUCCUCCUACCUUCCUCCAGCUCCAUCUAUCUCAAGCAGUUGUGUGCAACAAGAGCAUGAGCCUAUCACCAAAGGAAAGUCAGGCAUGAGCAAGGACAGUGAAGACUUCAGUGACCAGAGAAAUAGCAGCAGUGAUAAUGAAGAAAAAAGUUCAUCCCCCUCUCCUGAUUACUCCACCAUCAAGAUAGGUCCACCAGUAGGUCGUCACUGUACUAUGCCUACCAAGUCCAUUGUGCCUCAGAGAGAAGUGGAUACCGACAUUCCUAUGGCUUCACCUGAUCAAGAGAGGGUGACAUCCACCACUCAGCUUGAGAAAGCAAAGCCAAAGAUCAAAGCUCUGGAUCUGGCCAAUACUUUCCAUUCCUCCACUGAUUCCUACCGGAUUCUGUGGAUUCCGGCCAGAAUCCAGUAA
Molecule: messenger RNA, 834 nt
Organism: Laccaria bicolor S238N-H82
Lineage: Eukaryota; Fungi; Basidiomycota; Agaricomycetes; Agaricales; Hydnangiaceae
Exons: 4
Coding region: 1-834 (277 amino acids)
Source: RefSeq, a predicted model, not a curated record